AUGGAGCAGGGUGUGGACCUUGGCGAGUUGGCAGUUGACAUAACAAGUUUGAUCGAGGAGCACCUCGCCGAUUCUGAGCUCCGGACAUGGAUCAUGCUUGCGUUCAGCACUACCACAGACACGGACCGGGUCGUCGCUGCCACUCUCAUGAUGGGGACUUUCAGAAGUACUUCUCAUAUAAGAUGGUGCUCAAAUGCGGGAUCCCAACAGUGA
Molecule: messenger RNA, 213 nt
Organism: Aspergillus chevalieri
Lineage: Eukaryota; Fungi; Ascomycota; Eurotiomycetes; Eurotiales; Aspergillaceae
Exons: 1
Coding region: 1-213 (70 amino acids)
Source: RefSeq, a predicted model, not a curated record